UGAACAACUCUUGUGCUAGCGAGAAUAGCAUGAUAAUGUGAAUGUGAUGGGGAUUUACAGUCUGCUGCCGUUCCUUCAAAAGUAAAUACAAUACGAGAGAUGCCGCGACACCCGGUCGUUGAGUAGAAUGGCCUUACAACCAUUUACCAAUGAACAAUUGAAUUAUUUCAAGUUUGCUUUCAUCGUGCUGAAUGAAAUUCCUAAAGCAUUACGGCAAACUGUUGAACAGAUGUGGAACACUACCUAUGCGUCACACCCUGGUUUUCAGUCCUGGGAUGACUCUAAUGCUGUACGUAACUUGUUCUUAAGUACUGAAGGUGGAGCAUCCAAAGUCCCAACACAUCUCUCCUAUGAUGAAUGGGAUUGCACAGACCUGUUCCAGGCCACCAUCUAUGCGCGGUCCUUUGCUUUGCUAGAUAGUAAAGGCCAUCGCAGGACACUCUUUGAUUUUUAUUUGAGGUCCUGUAAAUUACCACGCGGUACUUUCCAUUCCUCUGUAGUUAGCUCGACCGGAGAUGACGCAGAAACCUUUGCACUGGCGAUCAAUCAGCUUCGUUUGUUGAGAAAUUCGCUCUGUCAUUUAAAUAAAUCUGAAUUGGAUAAAAUAACAUUUGAUCGAUACGUUCAACUCGUAAAAGACGCGAUUAAAGCCCUUGGAGUCAAUACUGACCCUAUUGAUGCUGUUGGAAGUUUGACUGAGUCUGACUUUCCCACCGAGAAAGUUCAGAAGUUAGAAGAUGACGUCAGAAAAGAGCUUCAAAGAAGAAACGAAUUCCUCCAUGGCGAAGUUAUUAAUGACUUGAAGCUCUUACAGAAAUCUCAAAAGGAAGGUAAUGAAGAGCUAAGUAAGAAAAUGGAAUCUGCAAAUGCCACUAUCAAAGGCAUGAUUGAAACUAAGUUUGCCGGGCUUCAAACUGAAAGCAGAAUGGUCAGAGAAGAUGUUCAAGAUGAGCUACAGCUUCUACGGGAAUCACACAAAGACGACACCGAGAACCUGAAAGAGGCAAUCACUAAGAAAAUUAACGGGUUUAGGCAAGAGAUGAAAGACCUUCUGAAGGAGUCGCAAAGUCCUGGGUAUAAACCACGUUUUUCACGAUUGAAUCCUCCUCCUCCUCAUUUUACUGGCCGUGAAAAAGAAUGUGAAGAGAUUAUUGGUCACUUGACUUCUGAUUCGACGCAAAUCGUAACAGUCUGGGGGUCACCAGGGUUUGGAAAGACGUCUAUCGCAAUCGCUGUGGGUCAUCAGCUUCAAAAGCUCGGUCUACCUGUCUAUUUUAUCUCAUUACGCGGACUAAAUUCAAAAGGUGAUUUGAUGUCGAAAUUACUUAGCCACUUUCGAACUGGUGAAUCGAAAAAUCAGAGUUUGACACCUGCCGAUGAAAUUGGUUUCAUUUUUGAAAGGCUAUCGGAUCAAUGUGUGCUGAUGCUUGAUAAUGCCGAUGAUUUGCUUGAAUGUGGCGAGCCAGAUGUGAAAGAGGAGACUAUAAAUCUACUGAAAGAUAUCCUCAACCGCAGCGAAAAGGUCAAAUUUCUCUUAACUACUCGGGAGUCAUUGGCCUAUUUGAAUAUGUUUCUACAAGGACACAGGUCCACCAGAAUAGGAGAACUCGACAAGUCAUCCUCGAAUGCCUUAGUAAAAAAGCUACUUCCAGAAGGGAGCUCUUCUGACGCAGUUAAAAUCGUGCAGAAGUGCGGGCAGGUGCCCUUAGCCAUGUGGUUGUUUUGUAAGCCGCUCUCUGACGAAUCCGUCCGAUGUCGUGCAGAUCUUGAUGAAUUAAUGCUGUCUGAAAGUAGCCUACUUGAGUUGCUGGACAACCCAGAAUAUCCCAGUGAUGCAAGGCUUAAAACCCUAUUUGAAUCGUCUUUCCAGAGACUGUCUUCGCAGGACCAAGAGGCACUGGUGUCUUUGAGCGUUCUUCCAGAAACAUUUGAUCUUGAGAUUGCUACAGUUGUUUUAGGACUAGAGAGAUCCACCGAAACUAAGCAAGUUUUGAGAAGACUGGAAGGGAGGGCUCUCAUAGAUAGAUGUUCAAAUUCCGGCAAUUUCUCCAUUCACAAACUUCUACAAUCCUUUGCAAAAGACAAGGGUACACGUGAGAUGGAAGAAACUAUUUUGACUGCAAACACUCGCUUUUUAUUAUUCUACAUCGACAUGGCUGAGAAACUCAACGAGAUGUUCCUGACAGGACAGUCCAUGAAAGCAUUGAUCGAGUUCUUCGACAAUGAAAGAAUCAUUGUAAAAAGUUUGAUGGAUGGCUGUACAAACGAAAAGGUAGCGAACAGAGUUUUUCAAUUUUUGGCAAAAGCAGAGUUUUUCCUUGAUACUGCUUAUAGCGACAACCAACCUAAAUUUGACACGACUUUUCAAACAGCAAUAGAGGCAGCUGAUCAGCUUGGACGAAGUGCUCUCCACAGACAACUACUUCAGUCCAAAGCGUUCGGCUUUAUGACAUUGGGAGGAUGUGGGAAAACAAAGCUGUUGCUUUCAGAGGCCAGUAGACUUCAAAGUUUAACCACUACCCAUUGUUCCGAAGAAAAAGGCAAACACUUGUGCUACUCUGGCAUCUAUCAGCUUGUGAUAGGAAAGACGGAAGAUGGAGUUGCAAGUUUAAAAGGAGCUAUUUCUCUUCUGGGCAAAACUGCCGAGCACAAAGUUUUGAGACUUAUAAUACUUCAAAUCCUUGCGAUUUUUUAUCGAUGCACAAAAGGCAAUUAUGAGAUGUCAGCCAUGUUCUAUGACAGAGCAGUGCAGGAAUGCAGAGAUGCAGAAGACAUGCAUUUUUUGGUAAUUCCAGAUAAUAACGGACAAGCAAAUUAUUGGGACGAACGAAGAGCAUCCUCAAGUGCAGACAAUCUUGGAAACGAACCCAUUGAAGUUGCAGUGAUGUAUUUUGUGGUCAGCGCAAUUGUAAAAAUAUCUUCAACUGAAAUUACCGAUUUUUCAAUCAAGUUACUGCUCAGAAUGCUUCAAGGCAUCGAGUUAACCAAUGAAAUGACGAAACCUGGCUGGUUUAAAUUUCAAGCAAACACCAUUAGUAUGUUGAGUACCUUCCAUAAGUAUCAGGAAGGCUUAUCAGCAACUCAGAAACUAAUAACCUACCACCUAAACUCAUUGCAAAAGGGAACGACAACUGAUAAAAGCCUUACCUCAAGUCCACACAAAGAGGCUCUAGCAGAGUGUUAUUUGCUUCAAGGAAACAAUCAACAUUGCCUAGGUCACUUCUCAGAAGCUUUCACUUCACAAAAGCAUGCUCUAACCAUCAUCUUAGAACUCUUCGGUGAAGAACAUAAGACCGCCGACAGCUACCAUGAGCUGGGGGAUACCCAACAUAUGCUUAGAGAUUACACAUCAGCCACUGAGUCACUGAAGCGAGCACUGAACAUCAGACAAAAGGUAUUGGGUGAAGAUCAUGAAAAGACCGCUGACAGGAACCAUAAACUGGGGGUUACCCAAUAUAUGCUCAGAGAUUACACCUCAGGCACUGAGUCACUGCAGCGAGCACUGAACAUUAGACAAAAGGUAUUAGGUGAAGAUCAAGAAAAGACUGCUGACAGCCACCAUAAACUGGGGAUUACCCAAUUUAUGCUUAGAGAUUACACUUCAGCCGCUGAGUCACUGAAGCAAGCACUUAACCUCAGACAAAAGGUGUUGGGUGAGGAUGAUGAGAGGACCGCUGACAGCUAUCAUGAGCUUGGGAUUACCCAAAUUGAACUUGACGAUUACACAUCAGCCAUUGAGUCACUUAAGCAAGCACUAAACAUCAGAAAAAAGGUAUUGGGUGAAGAUCAUGGAAAGACCGCUGAAAGCUACUAUAAACUGGGGGUUACCCAGUAUUUGCUUAAUGAUUACACCUCAGCCACUAAGUCACUGAAGCGAGCACUAAACCUCAGAUAA
This is a messenger RNA of Pocillopora verrucosa, 3895 nucleotides long. NCBI's taxonomy places the organism in Eukaryota, Metazoa, Cnidaria, Anthozoa, Scleractinia, Pocilloporidae. The record is from RefSeq and is a predicted model, not a curated record.